AUGCCCCGUUAUCAAGACUCUGGAAGCAACGAUGCCGCCGCGUUGCGGGAGGCUUGCGCCUCUCUCGAGAAGAUGAAACACAAUGAUGAAGAUCAAGCUAAGCAAGAAAAGCUUCCAAGGAUAACAAUUGAGAUGGAAAAAACAUUAAAAGACAAAGAGCGCCAGCAACGCUACCUGGACUCACACAGAGAGCCCGACCUCCUCACUGGCCUGCGAAGCGGUGAAUCAUCUCGCCUCAACCCCCUUCGCCGCUACAAGUUCUUUGACAAGGACAACCGCCGCCUCAUCAUGUCCCAUGACCAGGACCUCUACGAGCCCUCGAGGCAUCCGGACUUACUCCUUUACGACCCUAGCCGGCCCAUGCCCAACCUCCUCCUCCGCCUCUGGGGGCCCCCCUUAUCUAUCCUCGUCGACAUCCUCCAAUACCCCCCUCCGCCCAUCGCCGGCUCCACCCAGCCCUUCUCCUUUCCAAAGGACUGGAUACACGCUCAAGCCUUGUUCUUGGAUCAAGAGCUGAGCUCUCGCAGACACCCGGUCUACAAGUACCACUUCUUGACGAUGGACGGCCUGAACUCCAGCUCCAUGCCCGAGGACUUCAUGGUCAUGUUUGCCAGAGACAUCCCGCCGUGGAUCAUGCGGAAGAUGGAUAACUGGCGGCAGUACUGUGAGAUCGGACGCCAUAACCAGCUGAAUCAUUACCUAUUGGGUUGGUGCUGGUUUUGGUUGCAGAUGGAGGUUACUCAGAGGGUGGAUCGGAUUAGGAUGUUUGUGUUGGAGGAUGAGUAUGAGAGGUUGAAAGGAAAAGAGGGGAGGGAGCGGGAGCGGGAGCGGGUUAGGAGGGAGAUGGAAGAGGAAGAGGAUGAGACUAAUCCUUUCAGAAGGUUCGGCCUGAAGAAAAAGGAGGCCCUUGGGGAAGCCAGGAAUUUUGUUGAGCGCAUCUCUGGUAUCGGGGCGUUGUGGUUUCCGGACUCGGAAAAGAAGGGGAAGUUUGAGAAGUAUAUUGGGGAUGCGAUACAUCCCCGGUAUAAGCUUUCCGGUGAGGGAAAUACCAGGGAAUAUUGUGUCGCUUGCAACUUGUCCGUUGUGGCGGGCAGCGGGGAGGAGGUAUUGACAGCCUUGAUGGCGAACAUGAUUGCGAGGGCGCCGUGCAAGAACCAGGAAAAUGUUACAGAAGAAAAUGGAGGGUUGCCCAGGUUGUAUCCACUGGUUGACGCGUGGAUCGAGAACCUGGGUAAGGAGAGAGCAAAGGCGGUCAAGGCAAAGGCAGCAAAGUUGGCCUUGACGCUGUUUGUCAUUCGGAAGUACUUGCGGUGGAAGAAGACGCCUCAAGGGCGCGACAAGUGGUUAUCCCUUGAUGAGGAAGAGAAGGAGGAGAAGAAGAAUACUUUGCCUCCUGCGAGGGAGACGAGGUAUCUAGAGCCUGUCCCAGAGAAUAGUAGCUGGUCCUCCAUUUCUCCCUCCCGUCAUCCUCCCAAUUCUUCCUCUUCGCGUCAUCCACCCUCCUCCUCCUCCUCUUCCCGAAACAACAGAGAACGAGAAUCCUACUCAUCCAAACACGCCGUCCCCUUGUCCUUCUAUAACCUCAGCAACAGCCAAGUCUCACCCGCACCCGCACCGAUUCCCAGCAAAAUGGUUCGUGAUCACGGUACAGGUACACGCAAGAACUCAGAAACAAGCACCGCUUUCGUCCGGACCCGUGAAUAUCCCUCAGAAACAUGGGAUUUCGAAUCGGGCUCGGAUAGUGAGACCUUUGAGUUCGAUGGUGACGCCGCUACCACCCACAACCGCGACGGUGAUGGAGACGGAGACAACGACGACGGAGACAAUGACAUGGAGAUUAUGUUCAUCGCGACGUGGAGUCACUUGAGUGCUGUGCCUGAGGGUUUGAAUUUGAAUUUGAAAGGUAAGGAAAAGUUGAAGGAAAGGGAAGAGAGGGAGAAGUAUCGGAUGGAGCGGACGCGUGAUAUGGAGAGGUACAGACAUGAGGGGGAUAGUCUGGUGAGCUCAUCAAAACCAUCUUCUUCACGGCCACCACGCUCGGAGCGCAAGUCUACGGAUACUAGGGACUUCGCCAGUGGCAGUGAUGAUGACCGCAAGCUUGACCGCGAGCGUUACCGUCAUGAGGGUGGCCGUCAUGGUCCUUCAUCUUCCUCCUCUCGUCACACUACACGUAGAAAUGGAGGAGACAGGGACAGAGACAGAGACAGACAGAGACAGAGACAGAGCAAGAGACGAGGAAGAGAAUCGUGA
This is a messenger RNA of Sordaria macrospora k-hell, 2250 nucleotides long. RefSeq lists its product as uncharacterized. NCBI's taxonomy places the organism in Eukaryota, Fungi, Ascomycota, Sordariomycetes, Sordariales, Sordariaceae. The record is from RefSeq and is a predicted model, not a curated record.